AUGGUGAGUGAAUUCGUGGUUCGGGCCGUGGCCCUGUGCCAUAUUAUCAUCUGGUGCUCCUGCUCAACUGGCUAUCCCGGCUCAGCAUUUUGCAUCAGAACAGCGCAUCCGCUUCGCAAGUCCCAGUUUCCAGCCAUGGUGAGUCCGGCCAUGCUGAAGGGGAUGAACACGGAGGUCUAUGGCGAAGGGCACCCUUUCGGCGACCCCGCUUGGUACCAGGCAUACAACACGCCCUACUACAAUGACAGCCACAAGCAGUUCCGAAAGCUCAUGCGCGAGUACGUGGAUGAGCACAUCAUGAGCAACGUGCAUGACUGGGACGAGAAGGGCGUCAUUCCCAAGGAGAUGUACCUUGAGGCUGGCAAGCAGGGCACCCUGGCCCUGUGCAUCGGAAGGCCCUGGCCAGAGAAGUACUAUGGAAAGGCUCCCUGGGGCUUCGAGCCGGACUAUUUCCAUGAGCUGAUCAUGUACGACGAGAUGUCGCGGACGGGCUCUGUGGGCUUCCAGUGGGGCAUCGCUGGUGGCACCACCAUCGGACUGCCGCCGGUGUACCACCACGGGAGUGAGGAGCUUAAGAACCGCGUGAUGCCGCCGUGCGUGAAGGGCGAGAAGGUGUGCUGCCUGGCCAUCACCGAGCCCACAGCCGGCAGUGAUGUGGCCAACUUGAAGUGCAGCGCUAAGCUCGAGGGAGAUUUUUACAUCUUGAAUGGCGAGAAGAAGUGGAUCACCAACGGCAUCUUUGCGGACUUCUUCACCGUGGCCUGCCGUACGGGAAAGCCGGGUGUGGGCGGCAUCAGCCUGCUUCUUGUAGAGAAGGACAUGCCCGGAGUGGAGACUCGCAAGAUGAAGUGCUCGGGCGCGUGGUCAUCGGGCACAACUUACAUCACCUUCGACGAUGUCAAGGUGCCGAAGGGCAACCUUCUCGGCAAAGAGGGCAAGGGCUUCCAGUACAUGAUGCAGAACUUCAACCACGAGCGCUUCGCGUUCUGUGCCAUGAGCACACGCUUCGCCCGCGUCUGCCUCGAAGAUUCCUUGACGUUUGCCGGCAAGCGCAAGACCUUCGGCAAGACCCUCAUCCAGCACCCAGUGAUUCGCUGGAAGGUGGCGGAAAUGGCCCGCAUGGUCGAGGCAACCCACAACUGGCUCGAGUGGAUCACCUACCAGCUGAACACCAUGCCCAAGAUGGAAGCCAUGCUCAAGCUUGGAGGGCACACCGCGCUGUGCAAGGUCCAGUGCACCAAGGUGAUGGAGUACUGCGCCCGAGAGGCUGCCCAGAUCUUUGGCGGCCUCUCCUACUCCAGAGGAGGCCAAGGCGAGAAGGUCGAGCGACUGAACCGCGAAGUGCGCGCAAUGGCCAUCCCGGGAGGCUCUGAAGAGAUCAUGCUGGACUUGGGCGUGAAGCAGUCGACAAAGCUGGCCCAGAUGGCGAAGAUGUUCGCGGAAGCCGCCCCGCAACAGGCGGCAGCCAAGCUUUGA
Molecule: messenger RNA, 1476 nt
Organism: Symbiodinium natans
Lineage: Eukaryota; Dinophyceae; Suessiales; Symbiodiniaceae
Source: the annotation of a GenBank genome assembly